Molecule: messenger RNA, 2506 nt
Organism: Doryrhamphus excisus (bluestripe pipefish)
Lineage: Eukaryota; Metazoa; Chordata; Actinopteri; Syngnathiformes; Syngnathidae
Biological process (GO): regulation of transcription by RNA polymerase II
Cellular component (GO): transcription regulator complex; nucleus
Molecular function (GO): DNA binding
Source: RefSeq, a predicted model, not a curated record
CUUAAAAUACCAAGUUCAGUACCUUCUUUCAUUAGUACUCACUCAAGUUAUCAUUUCAUUACUUCAAUUUUUAGGGCAACCAGUUUCCUCUAAAUUUUGAAGUAAAUUCAACUUAUCCGGGUUUACAAUGCACAAGGCUGGCAUUUGGUGGUUUUAUUUCAUAGAUUAGCAUAUUAGCACCCACAGUGGAUUGAUUAAUGAAGUAUUAAUUUAAUGUGUCAAUCCACUUUCUUCCAUUUUUCUAUACGCGGCCCUCAAUGGAAAACAUUUGGACACCACUGCAUUACAGGAUCAAUUCCAAAUCCUGUCAUUUCAUACAAGGCUAUACCUUUUCUUUAUUCUUCUUCAAACCAGAGAAUUAAUGGAUUUCCACAAUCUGUCUUAAGCUCCUCUUAUAAGGGCUUUUUGGGAAGAGAUAACAAUAAACACCAUCUCAUCCUAUUUCACUGCAGGGCUUUAGCGGUGUUAGUAUAGUUUGUAUGGAGCAUGGCAGAUAGCUAUCUGCAGUCAUUGUGCCACUCAAUAGCCGGCUAUUGUUGCACCUUCACGUGAGCUCAAACUGUUCACAUUUCAUUAUAGGGGAUCAGGAUGGUAAAAGACACUUUUAAAAAAUGUUAUUAAAAGACUUUUUUUUUUUGAUCAAGCAAAAGACGGAGAGGCAGCUGUCUUUUGUCUAGUAUGAUUUUUCCUUUAAAAAUGUUGCAUCUAAACAUAAACAAGAAAACUCCCAUUUUCAUGCAUGUGUUGUAUACAGUAGAAUAAUGCAAAAUCCAAAGUGUAAAUCAGGGACCAUUUUAACAAAAAAAAUGGGAUUGAUCAAGAAAACAGUCCAACUUUACAAGAAUAAAUGCGAAAUAUUAGAAGAAUAAAGUCAAAUUAUUAACAGAAAAAACACAAUUAACAAGAAUAUAGUUAACUUCAAAGCGUCAUAUAUUACCAGUCGCAUAAUAGUAGAUGGUGGUGAGCAGUGUCCUGCGCCCUCUGGUGGCUAUAGUCGGUCAUUGCAAACAACACGAACGCGACACAGCGCACGGGCGGCAGCAGUGACGUGCGGGCGGAAAAGGCGGGAGAAGUCUGCCGCUUCGAGGUCCGCUCACAUGUUAAGAACGGCAGCACGACAACAUAACGACUAAAAUGGACGACAAGUUAAUAUUGGCUGUGUUUACUUACCCGGAGCUGUACAACGUCACUUUGGCUAACUACCGCCACACGGAAAGUCGUACGAACGCCUGGAGGAACAUCAGCAUCUCAGUGGGCGUCCCGGUGGACGAGUGCAAAAGGAAAUGGAAGAACUUGCGAGACCGCUACUUAAAGGAAGUCCGCCUGGAGAUGCGCAACAAGAAGCAAGGAGAGCUGGGCCAAAGCAAAUGGAAGUACAGACAACUCCUGAACUUCAUUGCUCCGUUUACCGGAUCGAGGACGAGUGUGGCAGAUAUGUGCGGCGGCGGCGACGACGACAAUGGCGAGCAUGACUCUGGUAGCAUGGAAGAUGAAACAAUGCCCUCAGAGAAGGCCAAGACGCCACCCAUCACAAAAACCGCCGGAGGUCAAGCUGACACCAAGUCCCUCACGGGGCUCGUCACGCAGCUCCCCUCUCCUGACACCUUAACGGCCAACAUGCCCCAGACUCCUCUAACGGGCAAAAUUGCACGUAAACGAAUGCUGGUAAAAGACCAUCUGCCGAACGCGACAUCCCCGACUAAAUGGGUGGUGACAGAAAGCAACCAGUCAUUUCCCAGCAGGCCUCAGGACGAGGACGAACUAUUCCUUUUGAGCUUCGUCCCGGCGCUUAAGAGACUGGCUCCUCAGAAGAGAUGCGAGACCAAAAUGAAGAUCCAGCAGGUCAUGUACGAGGCUGAGUUCAACAUAGAACAGAUGGAAUGUCAUGAGAAAAAACAUUCGGAAACACGAAACUGAGCCAGGACUUCUAUUUUUGUCAAACGUCCCACAGUCGUGUACUGAAAGUUUGUCUUAUCUUGAUGUUGGAAUUGAGUUUAAAAGCGCUUUUCGUAAGCCCUAGUACUUGGAACACGCAAUUAUGUGUGUCUGCAGCUUUAAUGCUAAUGACCUGUGUUUGUCCAGUCCAUCUCCAAGAAGCUCUAUUGUCUACUUUUCCCAGUUUUUACAUAACCCUAACGUAAUAGAUACCAUGUAUCACGACAACCUAACAUUAGCCAAAUAGGGCCUUAUAAAGCACAGAAAGUAGCCAUUUAAUAAGCCCGAGGAGAAAUGUUUGCACAAUAUUAAUUAUAUAUUAUUUCCCGAUAAACACAGGAUCAGUCGUACAAUCUGACAGAUUAAAGCUCAACAAAAAAAAGCAUCUCCAGAUAGGUUUAAUUUUUUCUGCACUUCAAAUUAAAGUGACUUAUAAUCAACAGGUUUAAUUUUUUUAAAUUGCAUCUGAAGAAGAAACAAGACCCAAUAGUUGAAUCAAUGUAUGUGCUGUAAAUAUUAAUGGCUCAAAGAAAAAGUUAAGAUUCUUCAUUCAUUACAACAGUGAUGUGUG